AUGAAUCGAUCAAAUCGAUCAUUAAUACCGAAGAGGUCCUCCAUAGCCUCUGAAAGACCAAGUUCAUUGCUCAAACAUCCAUCUGCUAUAUUAGCGAGAGUUGCACUACAUCAAAAGUCGGCCGCAGUUAUAGAAAGGAAAGUUGCAGACAAUACUAGUGAUUCAAGUCAUGAUGAGGGCGAUGAUCAGAUUGGAUCCUGUUUUACAUCCAGGUUCCCACUCUAUGGGCUGGACUGGACGGAUCUCGGUGAAAGUGGGCCUGGAACUGCGAGAAUUGCAACAAGUUCGUACAGAGAAGAUUACAAGAAUUAUAUCGAAGUAAUACAUGGAAUGCCACUUUUUGCUGAGACACCGGGUAAUGGCAAUAAUGGUGCAGACUACAAGAAUAAGGCGAAUAUUACAGCGUGGAAAUUUGAUAAAGUGGCAUCUGCUGCUGUCCGGUAUCCAGUUACUCGUCUUCAAUGGGAUCCAUCGAUGAGAUAUAAAGCAGGAUUUAGCAUUGACCGACUUGCAACCACAUCUGAAUGUCUCCGGAUAUAUGAGUAUGAGACUGAGGCUGAGGGUAUGGGAAAUAAUACAAUUACCGAAAAUAGCGGGAACAGAUACGAAAACAACGGAGAGUUCAAGACGUACGGAAACCUCACAGAGAAAUUGUGUCUUUCAAACUCCAAAAUCAAAGAUUUCAACCGGAUGGCACCACUCACGUCGUUUGACUGGAAUCUAGUGGAUCCAAGAUUGAUAAUAACGUGCUCUAUAGACACAACAUGCACACUAUGGGAUGUCAACAGGGGCUCUGGAGUGACAAAAGCUCAACUUAUUGCUCAUGACAACGAAGUGUACGAUGUGAAAUUCAUAUCUGGCGAGAAGAAUAUAUUUGUCAGCACUUCAAAGGAUGGAUCUGUUCGUCUUUUCGAUCUCAGAGAUCUCGAACACUCAACAAUUGUCUUUGAGGAGUCGCCAGCGACAAACAACCUACAUACUACAACAUCGGUCUCCGAGACAGCCAGCCAUCCACUGGUACGAUUAGCUCCAUCACACUACGAUGCAGAUCAUAUAGCUGUACUGGAAGCAAACAGCAGUCAGAUAAUUAUCUUAGACCUGAGGUACCCAGGUCAGCCAUUAACAACUUUAAACAGUCAUAAGUCGGCUGUGAACUCAAUUCAAUGGCAUCCAAGAAAAAACUUGCUUGCCAGUGGAUCUGAUGAUUCUGAAGUUUUGAUAUGGGACAUGGACAGGUUGAGCGACUAUAAGCCUCACGCAAUUCGACGUGCUAACAAGUCAAUCGACCCAAUUAUUCCUGUUGCUGGUUAUAAUGCUGGAGUUGAGGUCAAUAACAUUUGCUGGGAUCCAAGUGGAGAUUGGGUUGCACAAUUAGGCGGGAAGAAAAUACAGGCAGUCAAGAAUGAGAUCUGA
Messenger RNA from Brettanomyces bruxellensis, 1413 nucleotides. RefSeq lists its product as uncharacterized. The coding region runs from base 1 to 1413 and encodes 470 amino acids. NCBI's taxonomy places the organism in Eukaryota, Fungi, Ascomycota, Pichiomycetes, Pichiales, Pichiaceae. The record is from RefSeq and is a predicted model, not a curated record. Gene Ontology annotation, cellular component: nucleus. The transcript is spliced from 2 exons. Gene Ontology annotation, molecular function: protein binding.